Guyanagaster necrorhizus is the source of this 840-nucleotide messenger RNA. Its product is annotated as short-chain alcohol dehydrogenase. Gene Ontology annotation, molecular function: oxidoreductase activity. Bases 1 to 840 code for a protein of 279 amino acids. NCBI's taxonomy places the organism in Eukaryota, Fungi, Basidiomycota, Agaricomycetes, Agaricales, Physalacriaceae. The record is from RefSeq and is a predicted model, not a curated record. The transcript has 3 exons.
AUGUCCAACGUCAAGACGAUCUUCAUCACCGGCACAUCUUCUGGCAUUGGCCUCGCCACCGCCAAACUAUUUCACGCAAAAGGCUGGAAUGUUGUGGGCACCCUCCGCGACACUUCCCAAGAGAAUCCACUCAAAUCUCUUGAUCCUUCUCGCGUGCUACUAGUCCAAAUGGACGUUGCAGAUCCAAGCUCCAUCAGCCCCGCCAUCGAAGCAGCUAUUGAGAAAUUCUCAAAGGUCGAUCUACUAGUCAAUUCCGCUGGAUAUGGUCAAAGCGGGAUAUUUGAGAUGCUUUCGCCUGAGCAGGUGAGGAGGCAGUUUGAUGUCAAUGUAUUUGGUGUAAUGGAUGUAAUACGAACCUUCCUACCUCACUUGCGUAUUGAGGGAGGAGGAAUAAUAAACAUCAGCUCUGGCGCUGGUGUGUUCACUCUUCCGAUGCUCUCCAUGUAUUGUGCCUCCAAGUUUGCAUUGGAAGGCUUUACCGAGGCACUUUCAUAUGAGCUCGCUUCCCAGAAUAUCUUCGUAAAGAGUGUCAUACCCCACGGGGGUGUCACGUCGACGAACUUCAACGCUACCUCGGCAGCAUUAACACCCAUGGACCUGUCAAAGGCUCCAUCAUACGCAGCCUACGCAAUGAAGACCGCGAACGUCUAUAAGAAGAUGUCUGCCGCACCGAUGAUAUCAUCGGACAAUGUCGCAGACAUGAUUUACGCUGCUGCGACUGACGAGACAGAUCGGCUGCGCUAUUUUGUCGGGAACGACACAAGAGGUUUCAUCAAGGCACGAUAUGAGUCGAGCAGCGACGGAGAAUAUGUGAAGCACAUGAGAUCCUUCUUCGCGUGA